AUGGGAAAUUGGAAGGAUGGUCAGUGGUUUUGGAAAGUUAGAGAAACUUUGAUAGACGAGGGACCCAAUAUUGAAACAGAAUGGUCUGACUGCAGUUUUCUGUUGGAGCAGGUGGCAGCAAACAUCAAUGUUGAAGAUAAUUGGAAUUGGCUUCUUCACGACUCUCUUUCGUAUAAGGUAAGCUCCUUCUAUAAUGAUUUAUCCUCUUCUGAUCCUGCUCUCAAUAUUGGUAGUGAUAGCGUAACACUUCUGGAGAUCCUUCGGAAAACUGUUUUACCGGCAAAAGUCCAAACUUUUAUCUGGAGGUUGGCGCUCGAUAGGCUGUCUACUAGAUCUAAUUUGAUGAGAAGAAAGGUUAUCGAUUUCUCCCAAAAUUCGGAUUGUGUGUUCUGUUCGUCAAGCUAUAAGGACGUUCCACAUCUCUUCUUCUCGUGCUCUAAAUCUUCGUUGGUGUGGAAUAGGAUUUGUGACUGGGUAGAUAUAGAGAACAUCUCAAAGGAUUGUUGUAGUACCCAUGUGAAGGUCUGGAAAUUGAGACUUCUAGGCCGUUGCAAAGAGGACAAGAUCAACUCAAUUUGGUUCAUCUCUUGCUGGAGUGUAUGGAGGGAUAGAAAUAACACCUUUUUCAGAAAUGAAACCAUUGAUGUUGAGGACAUUGUUAUAGAUAUUAAAGUUAUCUCAUGGAAUUGGUUGAUUUUAGGUAGACAGGAAAGUAAUCAUUGUAGCUUGUAUGAAUGGUUUAAAUUCCCGUUCGAUUUUAUGUAA
This is a messenger RNA of Lathyrus sativus (Indian pea), 765 nucleotides long. Lineage: Eukaryota; Viridiplantae; Streptophyta; Magnoliopsida; Fabales; Fabaceae. The record is from the annotation of a GenBank genome assembly.